AGGGCGAGGGCAAGACGCACUGCAAGAACGCGCACAAGUUCAGUCGAGGCGUCUAAAGUGCACGUAACAUCACUGUCUGCGCGGAACAACCUUACACAAGUGCUCAACGUGAUAGGGGGAAGAAAUAUCUCUGUCGAUAAAGUGUUUUCAUUGUCCACAUCCCUUUUGAGGAAAGAAAAAAUACAGAGCGCGAGGAAGCGUUAAAGAGCGCCGACGAGUUUUCGAACCGGUCUCUGUUUUUUGUUUUAGUUUUAUUUUCCAAAAUGAAUGCGGGGGAAGAAAACUUGCUAAAAUCCAUCAGCAAUGACACCCUGCUGGACCUGACGCAGCGGUAUGGACAGUCUGCCUUCGGCUUCGGCUCUGGCCGUGGUGCUGGAAGUCCUGGUCGUUUCACCCUCACACCUGCCGCAGAUUUCCUCUCCGGUCAAACGGGAAAGUCGAACGAAAGUGGCGGGGAACAGACUAGCGACGAAGACGACGGUUUCGACCACCUCGAACCGCGUAAGAGAGUUGCGGGCUUCGACGAAGAGAAGCACUCGAGUACUCUCGCCAAGAAGCCGAAAGAGCAGAGAUCUCUCCGGCUGAGCAUCAACGCGCGGGAGCGGAGACGAAUGCACGACCUCAAUGACGCUUUGGACGGCCUGAGGUCUGUGAUUCCAUACGCGCACAGUCCGUCAGUGAGAAAACUAUCUAAAAUCGCAACUUUGCUUCUUGCUAAAAACUACAUCCUAAUGCAGGCACAAGCGCUGGAGGAGAUGCGCCGGUUGGUGGCUUAUCUGAACCAAGGACAGACUAUAACCUCACCCAUUCCCACCGCACUGGCGCCUUUCGGACAGGCGGCCGUGUACCCCUUUUCGGGCACGGCACUGGCCACCUGCGCGGAGAAAUGCAGCUCUUUCUCCGGGACCCCUUCCACCCUCUUCAAACACUGCAACGACAAGCCUUGACUUCAACGCCCUGAACUCUCACCUUCAUCAUCCUUGUGUUGGUUUAAAUGCGCUUUCGAAAUAUUUGGUUGAUAAUGGGCUUAUAUCCAAUUCAAAAUCCCUGCUAAAUAAAAUGUCUAAAUAACCACAACGUGUCAUCCAGAUUUGCUAGAUAAUACAACAAAUAAUGUUAAAUAAAUUCAGCAUUAAAUGGGGGCCACAGUAUUAUUGGAAUAAGCUUUUAAAUCCUUCAAAUUCCUCGGCUUGUCUCGUUUUUCCUCAAGCAAAGGAUUAAAAAGAAUUAUUUGUUUGGAAAAAAGCACAACAGAAAAAAGGACAUAAAUUUGCCCUUUCGGUUCCAGCGUUAUCGGUGAACUAUGCAAUUUAUUGUAAUGAAAAAAACAUGCCCCACAGACAGUCAUUUCUUAAAUAAUGGCAGAUCAUUUAAAAACCUGACUAUAUGCUGAACUAUUUCCACCUGGUCCAUCAGUGUGUCCAUCAGUCAUAAAAUGUUUGGCCUAAAAUGAUUUUGUUAGUGUUAUUGCACAAUUCACUUGAUUGUAUUGUACAACUGUGAAGAACUUCUUGAUCAAGCCUGCAAAGCAUUUGAUCUUGUGCGACAUGAGUUUCAUACUGUAUAUUGUUUAUAUGUCUUUAUAAUUAAAACAUAUAUCU
Xyrauchen texanus (razorback sucker) is the source of this 1601-nucleotide messenger RNA. Its product is annotated as class E basic helix-loop-helix protein 23-like. The record is from RefSeq and is a predicted model, not a curated record. Gene Ontology annotation, molecular function: protein dimerization activity. The transcript has a single exon. Lineage: Eukaryota; Metazoa; Chordata; Actinopteri; Cypriniformes; Catostomidae. Bases 264 to 947 code for a protein of 227 amino acids.